CCGAGUCCGGGCGCCUGGGUCACCAUGGCUGGCCCGAGCUCCAGUUCGGCGAUCCCCGUGUGGCUCACGGAGGAGGACCUGAACUGCAUCAUCUGCCAAGGGCUGCUGACCUCGCCCGCCACGCUGCAGUGCGGCCACAGCUUCUGCUGCGAGUGCUUGAGGAGAGCGUGGGGCGCGCGGGGCACCGGGGUCGCGAGCCACCCCUGGGCCUGCCCCACCUGCCUCGAGGGCGCAGCGCUGCGGCCGAAGCUGCGAAAGAACACGCUACUGCAGUACCUGGCGGACAAGUUCAGCCGGGCGCAGAACGAGCUGGAGGUCGGCCCGGAGCGGGGCCCSAGCCCGGUCCAAGGGCCCGAGCACCGCCCGGCACCGCCGCGGGCGACAGUACCGGAAAACAUCACAGAAGUCGUCCAGAAGCUGACGGACCUGGUGGGUCAGCUGGUGGACAUUGUCAAGAGACUCCAGAGGCAGACACCUCUCUCAGAAUCUGGACAAGUCAACAUUGUCAGCACGGCCUUGUCUUCCGGGGAGGACCGUGGCUUGACUUCUCUAAACCUAGAAACUUUCAACACAUCACAAGGGAGGAUGGGAGAGAUUCUCCAUGAUCUAGAAGAAAUUCAGAAAAACUUACAAGAAAACUUCACAUGGAAAGCGACUCCCCCCGAAGAGCAGACCCAGGUGGAAUUCCCAAAAGCUCUGUCUUCCUCCUCAUUGCCUGACCAGAGCUGCCCUCAACCUAGGAGGACCUCUCGUUUUGCUCAGUGGAUCRUCAGUCCAACCUUUGACUUGGGAAGCCUCUCCUGUAUCCUGAAGGUAUCUGAGGAUCACCGGACAGUGACUGUGUCUCAAUUCCGGCAGCCCUAUCCUUGGAGUCAAGAGAGGUUUUCAACCAGCCAGGUCUUAUGUUCCCAGGCCCUGUCUUCUGGGCRGCAUUACUGGGAAGUGGACACGAAGUGCUGCAAUAACUGGGCAGUUGGAGUCGCCUCUUGGGGCAUGAGCCGAGACCGGAUGCUGGGAAGGACUGCAGACUCUUGGUGCAUAGAGUGGAAGGGAACUGGCCAGUUGUCUGCGUGGACCAUGGUCAAAGAAACUGUCCUUGGCUCAGACAGACCUGGGGUGGUGGGCAUCUGGCUGGACCUGGAGGAGAGGAAGCUUGCCUUCUAUUCAGUGKCCAGUCAGGAGAAGCUUCUGUAUGAGUGUGAGAUGGCGGCCUCCUCUCCUCUGCACCCUGCCUUCUGGCUCUACGGCCUAACUCCUGGAAACUCCCUGAUCAUAAAUCAAGUACAAGUAUAAAGCUUCCUCAGGGGUUAAAACACAGUGGUCUCCUGGCCUCUCUCUCUGCCUUCAAGCAGGUGGCAACUCAAYUUAAGAAUCCCACUUUUGAAGUUCAUCCUUUUGUGUGGUUCGGGAUUAACAAAGUAGGCUUGAAGUUCUUGAACCCUGCACAUUUCAAAGAAAGGACUGGCCUCUGACAGACUCAUGAGAGGGGACCUAUAAGCCCUUCAAAUAUCUUGCCUGGCAUGAGUGGCUUGGUUUAAGUGGGGGCUUUGGGCCAUGCAGUAUCACCUUGACCUCUGCACGGGCUAGAGAUUAAGUCAGCCAUGUGGGCAGUGAGGCAUGCCUAUGUGACAGAUCCCCAAUAAAAGCGUUGAAUACUGCGGCUUGGGGGACCAUCCCYGAUUGGCAGUACUCCAGCCACAUUGCCACACAUCAUUGCUGGGAAAAUUAAGCAAUGUCCUUAGGACCCCACUGGGAGAGGAUGAUUGGGAAUUCUCUUGCUCUGUGUGCCUUUUUCUAUUACUGAUUUUAUUCUGUGGCCUUUCACUACAGUAAAUUGUAACUGUUAAUGAUUCACUGAAGGCAAGGGUGCCCACAGGGACCCCAGAACCUAAGGGACAUACAUUACUUAUCAGUUGCUGUGUAAUGAUAUUACGAUGGAUUUAGUGGUUUAAAACAAUUUACAUUUAUUAUCUCACUGUUUCUGUGGGUCAGGAGUCAGCGUCCAGCUUAGCUGAGGCUUCUGCCUCUGAGUCUCUCAAAUUGCAGUUGACAUGUCAGCUGGGGCCACAGUGUCACAGGAGGCUCAACCAGGAAAGGAUCUGCUCCAGAACUCAUGUGGUGGGCAGCAUUCAGUUUCUUGUUGUUGAAUUGAAGGCUGCCAUUUCUUGGUGGCCUUUGACUGGAGACCAACCUCAGUUCCUUACCCCCUGAGUUUUUGCAACAGAGUUGCUUGCCUUCUCCCAGUCAAUAAAGAAGAGAAAGUCUCUUGGCAAGAUGGAUAUGAAGGGCUGGGGUUGUGGCUCAG
This is a messenger RNA of Urocitellus parryii (Arctic ground squirrel), 2305 nucleotides long. RefSeq names its product ring finger protein 135 (gene Rnf135). Gene Ontology annotation, biological process: regulation of innate immune response. Gene Ontology annotation, cellular component: cytoplasm. NCBI's taxonomy places the organism in Eukaryota, Metazoa, Chordata, Mammalia, Rodentia, Sciuridae. The record is from RefSeq and is a predicted model, not a curated record. Gene Ontology annotation, molecular function: protein binding; ribonucleoprotein complex binding; ubiquitin-protein transferase activity.